This is a messenger RNA of Alternaria hordeiaustralica, 1518 nucleotides long. RefSeq lists its product as uncharacterized. The transcript has 3 exons. NCBI's taxonomy places the organism in Eukaryota, Fungi, Ascomycota, Dothideomycetes, Pleosporales, Pleosporaceae. Bases 1 to 1518 code for a protein of 505 amino acids. The record is from RefSeq and is a predicted model, not a curated record.
AUGUCUGGUAACGAGAGCCACAAUGGCGAGGGUCUCCAAUCAAUCCUGCAUCUCGGCAACGAGCGUAUCCUCUCUCUUCCAAAUACCCAGCUCGCCGAAGACACAAUGGGUGCGUUCAGCGCUUUCGUUACCCGCCGGAUGGACCCCGAGGCCGCAGAGAAUAGCGGCUUGCGAAGAUGGCGCAGACGUGCGAAUACGGUCGCAGGAGGUAAGUUCGUUCCGUGUGGGAAGACUUGGAAGGGCAGUGAUGCUGAUAUGGCAUCGCGCAAAGGUCAGCACGGCCACGAUGUCAAGGAGUCUUGGGCCAAGCGGGCGGCGAAAGGGCUCUGGGAGCGUGUCCACAACCGUGACGGUCGAUCAAAGGAUGUGGAGAUGACUGGGACUGCGUUGAGGCUAGAGCCGGACAACAACCUUUCUACGGGGGUGAGAACACAGCUGCUUAUCUCUGCCCCUGUGGCUUCACCGAUACCUGCACAGUAUACGCAGCAACAACAGCGUCCCGAGACCCAAUCGUCCUCUCCCAUAGCCGACACGAUCUCCUCCUCAACGACCGUUACCACCACCCACUUCGGAAGCCCACUGACACGCGUUCCUCAUCAUACACAUGCGCGAAGUGCCACACCUGACUGGAUCCCAGCUUCCACAAGUCCCCGUGUCUCGGAAGGCUCUACCGUCAUCGAGUCGCCCUUGGGUUCUGAUCUAUCCUUUGACCCCUACCACGAGCUCGUCAACAGCAUCGAACGAUUUCACUUCGCUCUUCUUGUGAACUCCAGCACCAUUGACGACAUUUGCGGCGACGUACGAGAUGUACUCGAGAUAAGUAGCAAUAACUUGCUGACCGUCGGAUGCGACCUACAAAGGCUGCUAGUCAUCUGGCGUGAGCUCACCGGCAACGCAGCGAACGUUGCUGUGCUCGAGGCGCUAGAACCAUGUGCCCUUGUAAGCAAGAAGCACCUCGCGAAAGCUUGCCUAGACAUGAAGAAAGGACUUCAGUCCUAUCGCGACUGGUCGGACAUGGUGGCUCGCAACAAGAUGAUAGCCCAAUCUCAAAACGCGAUCAGUCAUGAGUGGCGCGCAGCCUUGAACGACAAGAUGAAAGCGCUCGAUGUGCUCGAAGCGCUGGACUUUGACGAUGUUGCUGCUCAGGUGGAGCUUGUUAUGCGGAAGUACAUCGGUGCUGAGGAGGAAGCCAAUGGCACGAGCAAUCCAGGUUUCCUUCGACCUGCCAUAGCCGAUGCGCAGACCGAGCAUGACGCGAACACGACCCGCGUACCUACACCGCAACCUGUGCGCGACAAGCUCGCCGUCGGCGUCGAUCACGGUCGGGAUCCCAGCCCCAACACGCAUGAUAUGGCGGUUAGAAUGGAUGAAAUACGCGCGAGGAUGAGUCGGAUGACCGCAGACAUGAAGGCAAGGAAGCUGGCCAGAGAGAAUGUCGCUGGAUGUGAGCUGACGGUGGAGGCAACGCAAGAUGGACGGACGAAAGCUAGAGAGGAAGCGGACGCCCAGGAAGGCUAA